Messenger RNA from Echinococcus granulosus, 531 nucleotides. Its product is annotated as Actin-related protein 2/2 complex subunit 4. Gene Ontology annotation, cellular component: Arp2/3 protein complex; actin cytoskeleton. Lineage: Eukaryota; Metazoa; Platyhelminthes; Cestoda; Cyclophyllidea; Taeniidae. The transcript is spliced from 3 exons. Gene Ontology annotation, molecular function: actin filament binding. Gene Ontology annotation, biological process: Arp2/3 complex-mediated actin nucleation; actin filament polymerization. The record is from RefSeq and is a predicted model, not a curated record. Bases 1 to 531 code for a protein of 176 amino acids.
AUGGUCUUUUACGGAAGCGAUGGUACGUUUACGGCCAAGUCCUACCUGAACGCGGUUCGCGCAACCCUGACCGCGGCUCUGUGUAUCGAGAACUUUCCUUCGCAGGUGGUGGAGCGCCAUAAUAAACCUGAGGUAGAGGUGCAGACAUCAAAGGAACUGCUACUUAAUCCCGUUGUCAUCAGUCGCAACGAGCGCGAACGCGUCCUUAUCGAGGGCUCUAUCAACUCGGUGCGCGUCAGCAUCGCUAUCAAACAGUCCGACGAAAUUGAUCGUAUCAUCUGUCACAAGUUUAUGCGCUUUAUCACGAUGCGUGCCGAGGAAUUUGUCAUUCUGAGGCGGAAACCUAUUCCGGGCUACGACAUAACAUUCCUAAUAACCAACUUCCACACGGAGAAGAUGCUGAAGAAUAAGCUAGUUGAUUUCAUUAUCACCUUCAUGGAGGAGAUUGACAAGGAGCUCUCGGAGAUGCGACUUGCAGUGAACUCGCGAGGUCGUCUAUGUGCCGAGGAGUUCCUGAAAGCCUUUGACUAA